AUGUGGAUUCGGGAGCAUCUUUACUUCAAUGGUUUCAGUAAAAAUUAUUUGAAUUGGAUUUGGCAUGGUGAGGCUGCGGAGAAGGAUAGAUUAAAUUCGAGUGUCAACCAAGAGCCAACUGAUAAUUGUCAUGAUGAUUUUGAAACUGUUAAUUUGUGUGAGACAGCGUAUGAUAACCAUACAGAAAAUCCAGAAGCAUUUAUGAAGUUUUUGGAGGAAGCAGAGAAGCCACUGUAUAAGGGAUGCAAACGUUACACAAAGUUGAGUGCACUUGUAAAACUAUACAAUACCAAAGCAAGGCAUGGGAUGAGUGAUGCUCUAUUUUCAGAUCUACUAGCAGAUUUUGGGGACAUGUUGCCAGAUAACCACAAUCUUCCAUCGUCAAUUUAUGAAGCAAAGAAGACGUUGAGUUGUUUGGCUUUGAGUCAUGAAAAGAUUCAUGCUUGUUCCAAUGAUUGCAUCCUUUAUAGGAAACAAUAUAAAGACUGCGUAAGCUGCCCAAAAUGUGGCUUAUCAAGAUGGAAGCUAACCAAGAAAAAUGUUGAGAAGAAAGGUGUUCCUGCCAAAGUGGUUUGGUAUUUCCCUCCCAUACCAAGAUUUAAGCGCAUGUUUAAAUCUUUAGAAACUUCCAGAAAUUUAACAUGGCAUGCAGAUAGCACAAGAGUUGUUGGUCAGUUACGCCAUCUAGUUGAUUCACCAUCAUGGAAAUUGGUGGAUCAUAUGUGGCCCGACUUUGGAAGUGAGGCAAGAAAUAUUCGCCUGGCACUUGCAGCCGAUGGAAUUAAUCCUCACAGCAAUCUUAGUAGUCGCUACAGUUGCUGGCCAAUCAUGCUGGCCACAUAUAAUUUGCCUCCAGACAUGUGCAUGAAAAGGAAAUUCAUCAUGCUAACGAUGCUCAUUUCAGGGCCGAAACAGCCUGGAAACGAUAUCGACGUCUACCUUGAGGUUUUGGUUGAUGAUUUGCAGCUCUUGUGGGAAGGAGUUGAUGGAGUUUAUGAUGCUUAUCGAAGGGAGGUUUUCACUCUUAAAGCAGUUCUUUUAUGGACCAUCAACGACUUUCCUGCAUAUGGUAACCUUAGUGGAUGUACUACACAUGGUUAUUACGCAUGCCCAAUAUGUGGUGAGGAUACUUAUGCAAAGCACUUACCAAAUGGGAAGAAAAUGUCAUUUGCUGGGCAUAGACGAUUCCUACCACGAUUUCAUCCAUAUCGGAGGCAAAUAAAGGAGUUUAAUGGCAUGGAGGAACUUGGUGAAGCAGAUAGGCCAUUAUCUGGAAUUAAGUUGUUUGACAAGCUUUUGGACAUAACAUGUGAGUUUGGAAAGAAAACAAGUGGAAAAACCAAGGAUAAUGUGGCAGCUAGGUUGGACAUGGUUCAGAUGGGAAUUAGGCCUCAAUUGGCUCCUAAAAUUGGUGAGAAAAGAACAUAUCUACCUCCUGCAGCAUGCUCAUUCACAAAAAAUGAGAGAUUACAAGUAUGUAGGUCAUUAAUGGAUAUAAAAGCUCCGGAAGGUUUCUCAUCAAACAUGAAGAAUCUUGUCUGCAUGGAUGAGAUGAAGCUGAGUAGCUUGAAAUCACAUGAUUCUCAUGUUAUAAUGCAGCACUUCCUGCCAAUAGUCAUACGUAAUUCUCUGCCAAAAUAUGUUAGAUAUGCUUUCAUAAGAUUAUGCUUCUUUUUCAAAGAUAUUUGUUGCAAGAUUAUCGAUGUAGCCAAGUUAGAUAAGCUGCAAUCUGACUUGAUUGUUACACUCUGCUUAUUGGAGCAGUAUUUCCCCCCUUCUUUCUUCGAUAUCAUGCUCCACUUAACAGUUCAUCUUGUUCGUGAAGUCCAAUUAUGUGGACCAGUCUACUUCAGAUGGAUGUACCCAUUUGAAAGAUGCAUGAAGGUGUUGAAAAGUUACGUAGGCAGUCGAAAAUAUCCAGAAGGUUGCAUUGUUCGGAGAUAUGCAGCAGAAGAAGCAGUUGAAUUUUGUUCAGAAUAUCUCAAUGACCUUGAUCCUGUUGGGGUCCCUAAAUCACUACGUGACCCAAACACAAGCAUUCCUGGAUUCUCAGCAAGCAAUUCAUCAAUCAUCGUCCAACAAAUUGAUCUCCAACAAGCACACUUGACUGUUCUAGAAAAUACAGAAGAAAUAUCUCCAUACAUUAUUGAACACAAAUCCUUCUUGAAGACAAUGUUUCCCAAGAAACAGAAAGAUGCAAGGUGGAUACAAGAUGCUCAUAAUAAGAGGUUCAUUGACUGGUUUCGUGCAAAGGUGGCUGCUGAAAUCGAUAGUUGCAAUGGUGGAAUGACAUCGUCAUUGAGAUGGCUGGCCCAUGGACCACGUGUGCGAGUCUUAAAGUGUGAUAGCUAUGUCAUAAAUGGCAAUUUAUACCAAACAAAAGAGCGGGAUGAUGAGAAAGUUUGUCAAAACAGUGGUGUUUCUCUACUUGCCAACAUGAUGCUUGUUUGUAGUGCCAAAGAUAAGAAUCCCGUGUUAGAGAAUGUGACUUUUUAUGGAGUUAUUGAAGAGAUAUGGGAACUAGACUAUCAUCAAUUUCAAGUUCCUCUUUUCAAGUGCGCAUGGGUAUCAAAUGACAAAGGAAUACAAUACAAUGAUGAAUGUGGCUUCACCUUAGUUAAUCUGACUAAACGAGGCCACCAGAAGGAUGAAUUUGUGCUUGCAAGUCAAGUUAGACAAGUAUUUUAUGUUGCUGACCCACUGAACAAAGGGUGGUCAAUAGUGCUUCAAGUUCCAAAUAGAUGUUACGAGGGAGAAGAGGAUCUUUGGACCAUAAUUCCCGAAGCUCGACCAAUUGAUAAUGUUGAUAUUCAUUGGAAAAGAACAAUGCGUCGUAAAAAACAGCGAAAAAUAGCAAAAUAUGAUGAGCCACGUGUAGUUGAGGACACCGAACUACACCAAGAUGCUGAUGGGUUAGCAGCUGCAGAGCUACGAGGAGAGACUGAAAUAGAAGAACCUCCUAUUACUGGGCAGAAGAAGACUCGAGGGCCUACAUCAAUGUGCAGACUUAUUGCUGCUGCAGGAUGGGGAAAAAAGUCGACGAUUGAAUAUGAUGACAUAGGACGACCUGUGUACAAUGAAAAUGGGAAGGCACUACAAUCUUUCAUAGGCUCUGUUGUUAGAUCCAUGGUGCCUAUUAACAUAAAGUCAUGGCCCACUGUUCCAGAGAACAUGAAAUAG
This is a messenger RNA of Zingiber officinale, 3180 nucleotides long. RefSeq lists its product as uncharacterized. The record is from RefSeq and is a predicted model, not a curated record. Lineage: Eukaryota; Viridiplantae; Streptophyta; Magnoliopsida; Zingiberales; Zingiberaceae. The coding region runs from base 1 to 3180 and encodes 1059 amino acids. The transcript is spliced from 5 exons.